AUGGCCAACCUUCCUCCUCGUCCGGUAUUUACCAACCUCGACAACGUGCUCGACUCUGGCUCUCGUCCGCAUUUCAAUAGUUUGCAGGGCAAGCAGCAGGUGUCUCGCUCUGACUUCCAUCCGUACUCUCGGCCAGCUAAAACUCCCGACGGAAGCUCCAUUAUUCCGCCCUGGAGAGUCCGCCGCGGGAUUUGUCCGAGCCAGAUGACAGCGUUUCCCGGGGCAUCCAUCACAUCUUGGAGAGCACAGCAGUGCAAUUAUCAUCAGAACCGGGUGGGCAGAGAUAUGCCGAUACCCAACUACCCACCUGCCGGCUGGACGCAGCCGUCACCAAGCGGCUUUCCAAUGAGAAGUCCUGCGCUCAACACCAACGCUUACGGUAGUGAAGCGCUGCCGUCAAGCGGCCGGGGCCGGGGAGCGUAUGGGGAUUCCCCUUUUGCGUACCAAGCGGCGCUCCCGAUGAGACAAGAACAAUUUCGGAGCUACCAUCCUCCUUCUUGGCCUGGACAAAACAACGUGUCUUCAAUGAUGACAAACUCGAUACAUCCGACCAACGUGGCCACCUGCCCUCAUCAUUUGGCUGGGUGGAACACAGAAAUGGGACCAAGGAGCGUACCACUGGCUUCAACCCCUUUCCAACGUCGCGGUUCCAUGGUGAGAUCGGACCUUACGAGCAGAAGUGUCUCGCCCAUGUCUCUCUCAAGCGCAAGGAUGGCGCCUGAGCAGAUAGUGGUUAACGUGAACCGAUCUUCUAUCGACAGGCGGGUGUGCGAUCCGAUGAACCUGGACCAGAGUCGCAGCGGGACUGCCACUCCUUCCUCGCGGAGCAGCUUGGACCACACCGGAGUGCUGGGGCAACAUGGGCAUCCUAUUGUUGCCCCGAACACUCCUAUUCGGCGUAGUCCAUUCGCUUCUGUUUCCCGACGCCCAACCAACUUUUCUAUGAAUGAUCAGCAUCUGCUGCGAAACUUGAACUCAGCCGCGAGCCAACUCUACGCAAACGGUUCCCCGAACUACACAUCUUUCCAGCGACCCGACGAAACAACUUCGGCCAUCAAUCUCACCAUGGAGGACUACCAAGCUCAACAAAUGGCGGCAAUCCAUCACGACUCAGUUUCUGUUGUCCACGGCGACAAUCAGCCUGAGAUUCCGGCAAUUGCUCUUUCUCCCAAUCCAGAUACUACCCUCUUUGUCACUUGCGGUACUGAGACUCGCAAGCUUCUCAUCAAAUCGGACGCUCUUAGCAUCUUCAAGGUGUUUGAAAGACUCGCCGAUUCCAACCGACAUUACCUCCACAUCGACUUGUGCCGCGUCCUGAUUGAUCCGACUAAAGAAACCUUACCACCCUACUUCGAACCUGAACCUCAUCUUGCCGCUUUCCAAACGCUUCUUGAUGUUAUCCACAACCCCAAGAUGGAUGUCCGUGGCAUAUUUACUCCCAACAAGCUUUGUCAGCUCGGUCAUCUUAACAAUCCUAGUGUUGCUGGCGUAGGUUCGGGGCCGGGCUUGGGCAUCAACGAGCCAUGGGCCGACUGGCUGCGGGCGCACAUGAAGAAAUUCGUCGAGCACGUUCGUCGACUCUGCGCGCUUGGGGAAUCGAAGUCGACCUUUCUCUGGUUGGCGGGUCCCAGCUUCAAACAUAGCUGGGAUAAAGACAUGAAGGACAAGGCGCUGGAGAAGGCUCUUGAGGCUUGCCGUGCUUUCAGAUGGGCCAAAGAGUUCAGAGAGCUGGUGGCCUCGACUGCCUACCUUUGCGCCGUCGAUCCGGACAGCAAAGAGACGGGAGAGACUGUUCUGGUGCGCCCAGAUGGCGCCAAGCUCGAGGAGAGCAUUUGUGGUCGAGACGUUGUCGAAAUUAUCGUCAACACCCGGAAGCGCGUCGCCGACCAGUUCUUCAAGGCUGCGCAGGCGUCGCUGACUCGCUGGACCGUCCAACUGGGCCGCCGCCCGUGCAAGAACCAGCUCUGCACGAGCGGCCGGAUGGCGGCCCUGAACAACUUCCUGCUCGUGUCCGGCCUCUUCCCCCGCGGCGAUCUUCCCAAGUCGCUAUUCGAGAUCAUCACCGGCCUGAGAUACCUCACGGCCAGUGACGCCGAGCUGGCCUCGGUCUCGCAGCAGCAGCGGGGUCCUGUGGUCGGCGGAGAGGCCGCGCCCGGACUGGAGUGGGCGGUCCAGAUGCGGGUGAAGCACGUGGCCGUGUGUACCAAGUGCGACGAGCGCGCGCCCACCAGCACGCUGUUCCCCUUGGAAGACCUCCUGGUCGACCUGACCUGGGAGCUCCAGGAGCGGUUGCUGGAAGCUGCCGCUCGCGCUGAAUGUGCGUAA
This is a messenger RNA of Thermochaetoides thermophila DSM 1495, 2325 nucleotides long. RefSeq lists its product as uncharacterized. The transcript is spliced from 2 exons. The record is from RefSeq and is a predicted model, not a curated record. The coding region runs from base 1 to 2325 and encodes 774 amino acids. Lineage: Eukaryota; Fungi; Ascomycota; Sordariomycetes; Sordariales; Chaetomiaceae.